AUGUCUUCAUUCGCGUUCCAGAUUCCUUCGCAACCGUCAUUCUCCCAUAUCGUCGUGUUCCUGCUCCCGGGCGUCACACUGCCAGAUGGCACCGCCGCCGCCGUAUACGCGCAAUUACCUGGCACGACCGACUUCAAGCUUCUCGGCGCGAUCGCAAACGAGAAGCCCAGCGCGAUAUUCAAAGUAAACGCGAAAGCUGGUGGGCCCGCGGGUGGUGGUCUAGGCGACAGCGACGAUGCCAUGGUGGACGAGGGUGUGUCAAUGGACGCGUCAAACGGCAGCACCGCACCGCUAGCUCUUGGAAUCGCCGUCGAGCCUGCGCAACAGGUCGCCGCAGCUUUGGCGGAGAAGAAGGCACAGGAUGCCGCGGCGUCAGCAAUACCGAACAUGGGCCAGGGUAACGAGCUGGUGCUUAGAGGGCAGAGGAGCGUAGAGACAAAGGUGCUGGCGCAGAGGAUUAUCAAGAACUGCUACGACUUCUUGACGAGCUGGGGUACAGGAGAUACCGUGCCGCUGAAGGCAUUCCAGGCGUGGUGGACCAAGUUUGAGGGCAAGAUUGAGAGGGAUCCAGGGUUCCUGGAGAGGAGCGAUGGAGGUUGA
This is a messenger RNA of Alternaria postmessia, 600 nucleotides long. RefSeq lists its product as uncharacterized. Bases 1 to 600 code for a protein of 199 amino acids. The record is from RefSeq and is a predicted model, not a curated record. Gene Ontology annotation, cellular component: cytosol; nucleus. Gene Ontology annotation, molecular function: nuclear import signal receptor activity. Lineage: Eukaryota; Fungi; Ascomycota; Dothideomycetes; Pleosporales; Pleosporaceae. Gene Ontology annotation, biological process: protein import into nucleus. The transcript has 2 exons.